This is a messenger RNA of Vigna umbellata (rice bean), 3361 nucleotides long. RefSeq names its product PWWP domain-containing protein 6-like. The record is from RefSeq and is a predicted model, not a curated record. NCBI's taxonomy places the organism in Eukaryota, Viridiplantae, Streptophyta, Magnoliopsida, Fabales, Fabaceae.
GAUUGCUUCAAUUUCUACUAAGAUUAACAAUAUAAUAAUAUGAAAAAUAAAAACAAAAGUUAAUAUUUAUGUGUUGUCUUAAAUUCACAUCCUUGUUCUUGUAUGUCAAUCCGAUCAGAUUCUCAAGUCAAUGGUUUUGAUUUGAGGGUUCCUUCGCACACAAAGUAAGCUUCACCGGGACUCUAGUAUUCUUGGCUCUACAGGAUGAGUUAAUUUUCUUGCUUUUACUCGCAGCCUAGGUUGAAUUUUGAGAAACGAAUUUUCUUGUUUGAUGGGUACGGUGGAGGCUCCAUCAAAGGUACCAUCUGGGUGUUCAUCGCCUUCUCCAGAGAUUGAUAAGAAUGAGCUCAGGGAAGCUCUGUGUGCUUUGAAAAAUGGGACCUCAGAAAACGGGGUUGGUUUCAUUGGCCAAGGAAACCAAGGUUUGAGGGAUGGUGGGGGUGUUGAAGUGGUGAAGGACAGGGUCUCCGAGACCAAGUUUUCGGAUGAGAUGGGUUUUUCGGAGAGAGAAAGGGAGGAUGGCUGCCAAGGUUUGGCUGAUUCUGAGAUGAAUGGGGUCUCCUCUUUGUUGAAAAUGAGAGAGAGUGGUAGGAACUUGAUGUUUUCUCAUGGUGGUGAGAGUGAUAGUACUAGGAAGUUGAACAAUGAGAACGGUUCUUUUGAGGUUGGAAUGGAAGGUGGGAGAGAUCUGACCAAAAUUGAGAGUGAGGAUGAUCAAAUUGGGAAAACUUUGUCUGUAGAUGUUCAAAUUGCUGAUAUAAGUGAAAACAAGGAUGUGGAAAUGGAAGAUUUGGGUGGUGAAGGAUGUGGUGGGUAUUCUAUUGGAGAUUUUGUUUGGGGGAAAGUGAAGAGUCAUCCCUGGUGGCCUGGCAGGAUUUAUGACCCUUCUGAUGCUUCUGAUUUAGCUUUGAAGCUGAGACAAAAGAAUAGAAUUCUUGUGGCGUAUUUUGGAGAUGGAACCUUUGCUUGGUGCCAUCCUUCUCAAUUGAAGCCAUUUGAGGAGAACAUUGAGGAUAUGGUGAAGCAGAGUGCCUCCCGGGCUUUUAUCAAUGCUGUACAGGAAGCUGUAAAUGAGGUUGGAAGGCUUUUGGAAUUGAAGAUGAGUUCUUUAUUUGCUGAGAAAGAAACUGAAUUUUCUCGGCCACUGGCAGGCAAUUCUGGUGUCAAAGAGAGAAUUCUUAUACCUGAAAAUGGUACAGAGAAACUUUCCGAUGUUCUCGUUGAUCCGGCAGAAUUACUUUCUCGAGUGAAACAAAUUGCAGAAAUUAUUUCCAUUGCUAAUGUUCUGGAGCUGGAAAUAUUGAAGGCUAGGCUUUCAGCCUUUUAUCUAUCAAGAGGAGGUUAUAGAUUACCUAUGUAUCAGGCACCCCAGCCAAUUCCUGGACUUGAAGAUAGUGUAGAGGACAAUAAUGUAGGCAGCAGUGAGGGUGCAGUGGAAGUACCUGUCCAUGGACCAUUUGAAGAGGACUACUCUACCGUGCCAUUGAGCCCAAAAUCUGGUGGAUUGAAUCCACUUGGGAUUUCAGGAAAUAGGUUGAACCAUAGGAUUAAGCAGAAAAGCAUUGCUGAAAUUAUGGGAGAGGACAAAGAUGUCAGUGCCAAGAAUAAGGAGGGAGAUGCAACUCAAAAAGUGACUGUUCGAAAGAAGAGGAAAGGCACUGAGGAUACAAUGGUAUCUAAACCUAUGAAGAAGAAAAAAGAGUUGUUCCCAAAUACUGAUAAAAAUAUGGCAGGUGCCGACAAUGAUGGUUAUAGCUGGGGCAAGGAGACCAGUGACGAUGGAGCUUUAGCGCAGUUGAGGAAAAAGAACAAGCUUUUUGGUAUUGGAAAAGCUAGUAGUAGUGCAAGCCAAAAGGAAACUGAUCAAGAAGGGAAGGCCAAAGGAAGCAGUGAGAAGGGUUCUCUGCCAAGAGAAAGGAAGAAAAGCAAGUACUUAUCCCCUCCUUUCACUAUUCCAACCAGAGACCAGAGGAAAGGAGAGAUUGAAACAGAAUCCCCUAAAGUUUCUGGCAAAGAUCAGGUAUCAGAGCCAAUGACCACAGCUUCUGACAAACUUCUCGAGUCCCCUGUACCUUGGAAGUUGAAUGGUGAGCCAUUACAGGAUAAAUUUUCUAAGGAACUUGCAAUAGAACAUGACCAUCCCGAUAGCUCAAAUUACCAAACAUCAAAAUACGAUGAGAACAAGACUAUUGAUACAACAAAAGUCCAGGUUCCAUUGGAGGAAGUACUACAUGAAGUUCGUUGUGCAGCUAUUAAUCAACAAAUUCCUACGGAUACCAAUUCUCUUGAAAGACUUGCGGAUUUUAUUUUUAUCUACAGAAGCUGCAUAUUUUUCCAAGGAUCCAACUACAAAGUAUACAAGAAGCUUAAACCUGGCAAGAAGAGAAAGAAGCCAGAAUCUGAUAUCGGAAUGCGGGGGAAAGAUCAAAUACAAUCUGAUCAUAAAUCAGCUAAUAAAGAUUCAGAGCCAAAGAAACGAAGAAGAAAGAAUGAGACAACUUCAGGUUUUCCUAAAGAGAAGGAAUCUGCUACACCUAAGGCUGGCAAGAAGGGGACUGAUAAAAAUGCUUCAGGCGCUGCUACCCUUUUUGCCUCAUUUGAGCCAGGAUCCUCUGUGCCUUCAAAAUCGGAUCUUGUUGCACUGUAUAGUAAGUUUGGUGCUCUGAAUGAAGCAGAAACAGCUUUGUUUUCUAGUGAUUACACUGCUCAAGUGUUCUUCCUGAAAGCCUCUGAUGCUGAAAAGGCCUUAAGCGAUUCACUGAACAUGAACCCCUUCGGCUCUUCCAAGGCCACUUUCAGACUCCAGUAUCUUUCUUCUGGUUCCAAGUCUGAAAAAUCUAAGUCCAAAGCUUCUUCAACGAAGAAGAAAGAAAAAACUCCAGCCAAGCCAUCUACUUCACUGUCACCAGGUAGUGAAGCAUCCAAAUUGAACUACAUAAAGCAGAAACUUCAGGGUCUCACCUUAAUUCUAGAAGCAUCGGAUGCUAAAUCAUCUGAUAUCAAGACAAAAUUAGAGAGUGAGAUGAAAGGGCUUUUGGAGGAUGUGAACAAAAUGGUUGAAUCUUCUUCCUAAAUAAGGCAUGGAAUACUAGCAACUAUUUAGCUGGUAAUCAGGGUAGGUUUAUGGUAUGUUAUUUCCAUUUAGUUGACUGUCUUUAUUUGAGGAUCAAUUUAUUUGUCUCGUUUCUGAGCCUAGUUUUAUUGAAGAGGUAAAAUUACUCAUAUCAGUUUGUUGUGUAGGAUAUGUAACAUGUUUUAUGCAUAGGCUGUAUAGACACCGACAUCUAUUUAGAUUUUCUGUACCUUAUGAUACUGGUGAACAAACAGCUUUUAAGGAUAAGAGGUAUAAUGUUUUCAUUUC